Molecule: messenger RNA, 648 nt
Organism: Ananas comosus (pineapple)
Lineage: Eukaryota; Viridiplantae; Streptophyta; Magnoliopsida; Poales; Bromeliaceae
Source: the annotation of a RefSeq genome assembly
AUGAGUAAAGUAUAUGAUUGGUUUGAGGAACGUCUUGAGAUUCAGGCGAUUGCAGAUGAUAUAACUAGUAAAUAUGUUCCUCCUCAUGUCAACAUAUUUUAUUGUUUAGGGGGGAUCACACUUACUUGUUUUCUAGUACAAGUAGCUACGGGUUUUGCUAUGACUUUUUACUAUCGUCCAACCGUUACAGAGGCUUUUUACUCUGUUCAAUACAUAAUGACUGAGGCCAACUUUGGUUGGUUAAUCCGAUCAGUUCAUCGGUGGUCAGCAAGUAUGAUGGUUCUCAUGAUGAUCCUGCACGUAUUUCGUGUGUAUCUCACAGGUGGAUUUAAAAAACCUCGCGAAUUAACUUGGGUUACAGGUGUGGUUUUGGCUGUAUUGACUGCAUCUUUUGGUGUAACUGGUUAUUCCUUACCUCGGGACCAAAUUGGUUAUUGGGCAGUAAAAAUCGUGACAGGCGUACCCGAAGCUAUUCCUGUAAUAGGAUCGCCUUUAGUAGAGUUAUUACGUGGAAGUGCUAGUGUGGGCCAAUCCACUUUGACUCGUUUUUAUAGCUUACACACUUUUGUAUUGCCUCUCCUUACUGCCGUAUUUAUGUUAAUGCACUUUCCAAUGAUACGUAAGCAAGGUAUUUCCGGUCCUUUAUAG